CGAUGGGCUAAAUCGUUUUUGAAAAAGAGAUUUAAAAAAAAAAAACGUUCCGGCAUUGGAGAGGGAUCGCUGCAGCUCUUCUCCGUCUGCCGCCAUGGGAGAAUCAGAAGCUCAUCCUUCUUCUCGCAUUUCUGUUCAUCAAUCCCUUGGUGGUGGCUCAGGUCCUUCUCCUCACCUUACAUUAUCGCCAGUUGCGGAUUUGUUGCUGUGGAGGAAACGACGCGGACCUGUGCUUCUGCUCGGAUCGUCGACGCUGUUGUGGUUCCUCUUCGAGAAAGCAGGAUAUAGUUUCUUGUCCUUUGUGGCUAAUGUUCAGCUUCUCUUCGUCGUAAUACUCUUCCUCUGGGCGAAAUCUGCUUCUCUUCUCGAUAGACCUAUGCCUCCACUUCCUAACCUGGAAAUCUCUGAGGCAUCUGCUCUCAAAGUUGCUGAUGCUCUACGGGUCUGGCUAAAUCGUGUGUUAUCAGUUGCUCGUGAUAUUGCAGUAGGCAGAAAUGUGAAGCGUCUCUUUCAGGUCAGCUUUGUCUUGUGGUCACUGUCCUUGCUUGGCAAUUUCUUCAACUUCCUCACGCUACUCUAUCUGGGUGUUAUACUUAGUCUGUCGAUCCCUGUAUUGUACGAGAAAUACCAGGACAACAUCGAUGAUAAGCUGUCUGUCACACAACGUGUUCUUCAAACACAGUGUAGAAGGAUUGACGAAAGUAUACUACAGAAGAUUGCAAGGCCAAUGACUAAGGAGAAGAAGAUGUGGUAGGCAAGUAAAUUUCGAUCCCUUUUCUCCCGUUUUUUAGCGAUGUGCCUUGUAAGUGACAUUUGCAUUGCUAUAAUAAGUGGCUGGACAAAGGUGGUUUUAUUUUUUACAAAGGAUUAGGAGUCUAUAGUGCAGACUUGUGGCAUAUCAAACAUGCUCGUUGUUAUGCCUUCUUUGAUAUUUAGGUUCCAUCUGUCUAAUAACAAGUACACUGUCUGAUAACAAGUACACGGAACUACUACGACCGAGUUGUGUUUGUGUCCUGGAAUGUACAAUCUCUGCAUACCUUCCA
Messenger RNA from Tarenaya hassleriana, 1043 nucleotides. RefSeq names its product reticulon-like protein B10. Bases 95 to 754 code for a protein of 219 amino acids. The transcript is spliced from 5 exons. Lineage: Eukaryota; Viridiplantae; Streptophyta; Magnoliopsida; Brassicales; Cleomaceae. The record is from RefSeq and is a predicted model, not a curated record.